Conger conger (European conger) is the source of this 3882-nucleotide messenger RNA. It is a transcript of the gene prox2, whose product is annotated as prospero homeobox 2. Gene Ontology annotation, cellular component: nucleus. Bases 164 to 2167 code for a protein of 667 amino acids. Gene Ontology annotation, biological process: regulation of transcription by RNA polymerase II. The record is from RefSeq and is a predicted model, not a curated record. NCBI's taxonomy places the organism in Eukaryota, Metazoa, Chordata, Actinopteri, Anguilliformes, Congridae. Gene Ontology annotation, molecular function: RNA polymerase II cis-regulatory region sequence-specific DNA binding; DNA-binding transcription factor activity, RNA polymerase II-specific. The transcript is spliced from 5 exons.
UUCAUGGGGAACCUUUAAUCUCGCUCACAGAAGAGACAGCAUCAAUUCCUUCGCGUCAGAGCCACAGGUAAACUGAGAAUCAAGGCACUUCCUGGCUCCAAAAACCAAGUGGUUGCAGAGUGUCUAAGCGGCCAUUAACUGUUUCAUCGAUUGUGUCGGGAGCAUGAAUCUCAGCCUCUCAGACCAGAGCAUGCACACAUCCAGUGAGGGCUACCCGGAGGAAGAAAAAGGCGAGCUGCUGCACCCUUGUUUCCGGAGAAGCAUGUACGACGAUUCCCUGACCACCUACUCAAAUGGAUCCAUCAUCUCCCAGCUGCUGAGGAAAACCAUCCAGAGCAAAAGGGUUCUAGAGGACAAUCUUUUCUACCUGCCGGCCACCACCGUGUCCAGCUCCACCAUGGCCGACUCCAGCCAGGAGGACCAGAGCAGCAACUCCUCCAAGGAGAGCAUGGUGGAGCUGGCAUCCCCUGGCAGCCACCCCUCCGUCACCGCCAGCCCUCCGGCUGACCGGCCCCUGAACGAGCACCACCAGGCAAAGCGCGCCCGGGUGGAGAACAUCAUCAGAGGCAUGGCGGGAUCGCCUAAUGCGCGGGUUCCAGGAGAAGGAGAGCGGAGCGAGGCCGAUGGCAGGGACGCCAGAGAGGCCUACAGGGAGAAUAAAAGGAAGCAGAGGCUGCCCCAGCAUCAGGAGCACAGCCUGGGCGGAGGCCCCGGAGUCAGCCGAGGAGGGGGUGGCAGUAAGGAGGAGGAGUGUCAAAGGCUCAAGGAGCAGCUGCAGACCAUGCAGAGGCUCCUCAGGCAGCUCCAGGAGAAGUUCUUCCAGGUUUACAAUCUGAGCGAUUCUGAGCAGGAGGACCGAGAGGAGGUGGGCCUGGCUGGCUCCAUGGAGUGUGAAGAACCCUUCCAGGGGUCUGACUCUGAGCUUCACGGGGACCAGGACAGUGAUUUUGAAAAGAGGACAGACAGCGUUAAAGCAGGCCGAAGAGGUGCAGUAAACGGCGGCCAUUUUUCAUUCCAUAAGGAGGGGAAGAAUCUACCUGAGACUCUCAAGCAUGAGCUCUCCAGGGCUGUGAGUGAGAGUGUGGACUUGGUUUUUAAAAAGUUUUCCUCAACUCUAUCUCCCCAGUUGCAAAUGGGGCAAGUUGCAGCACAUGUUAAUAUAGGACCCGAGAAGAAGACCCAAAUAUUGUGUGUGCAAGAGCAGCCACUCACUGAAGAGUCUAUGAAGACAAGGGCCCUGGAAUAUUAUGAGAGCGCUGAGGUGCAAAUACCUGAGGACCAGACGGAGGCACUUUCACUGGUGGUUCGCAAGCCACCUCUGAACCACCCUAAUUCUGUGAAUCAGGCAGUGAAAAGGCCCUACCCAGUUCACCAGGCUCCCUUUCAGUUCAGCUACAGUGCCCCCCUUCACGAGAACCAGAUUCUGGAGCAUCUCCUCAAGUAUGGCCCCCACGGCAAUUUCGGAAGCCUUCCGUGUCUGCCCCCGGGUGUGGACAGGUCCUCCCCAGAUUCGGUGGACUUGCCAUGGGACACCCUUUCUGCCAGACCCAAGGUGAGCUCCACUCAGAUGGUCCACCACGCCCGAUCAACAGCCUUGGGACAGGUGGCGAUGGAUAGCCUUUGCCUCCCUCAUGUUAAGAUGGAAUGCGGGGACCUGCAAAGCUUGGCGGAGAGGAACCCUUAUAUGUCACUCAAUAUUCAGGAAGGUCUAACACCCAACCAUCUGAAGAAAGCAAAGCUGAUGUUCUUCUAUACCCGCUACCCUAGCUCCAAUGUGCUAAAGACCUUCUUUCCUGAUGUCAAGUUCAAUCGUUGCAUCACCUCCCAGCUCAUCAAGUGGUUCAGCAACUUCCGCGAGUUCUACUACAUCCAGAUGGAGAAGUUUGCCCGGCAGGCCAUCGUGGAUGGAGUUAACAGCGUGACAGACAUGUCCGUCACCAGGGACUCGGAGCUGUUCCGCGCCCUCAACAUGCACUACAACAAAGCCAAUGACUUCCAGGUUCCAGACAGAUUUCUUGAAGUGGCUGAAAUUACUCUCCAGGAGUUUUUCAACGCCAUUUCCAUGACCAAAGACACGGACCCUUCCUGGAAGAAAGCAAUUUACAAGGUCAUCUGUAAACUGGACAGCGAUGUCCCUGAUGAGUUCAAAUCAUCCAACUGUGUGUAGAAAGAUCACAACGUUUUCUUUAUUUACAUUUAGAAAAAUAUCACGCAUCUUGCUGUGGACGUUCAGCGCACUCUUCCCCAUCCCAAGAACUCGUGAAUUAGCCUCCUGAAAGGCAGCCCUCAUCACUUCUGUUUCAAAUGGAUGUUAUAUAUUUAUGUAUCAGAUACAAAGUUGUAUUACUGGGAAGUGUUUUAGCACAAGUCAAGCUCUGUAACUGGACAAAUUAUAAUAUUGACUGGUUGGUUUGCCACAUUCAAACUGAGUAUACUUUUACCAAGAAAAAGGUCCUCUGACAAAGUGUGUGUAACCAUGAUUCCUGGGGCUCUGUUUCGCAAAUGUAUGAAAAGCAACAACAAAAAAGGAUUUAUGUCUCCUCACACUAUGAUUUUUAUAUUUAUUGGCCAACGGAUUAAUUUGGUUGAUUGUAAGUAAGAAUUCAACUGAAAUGAAGACCCAUCGGGAAUCCAUUUACUGUUGCUGUCGCACGUGCCGCUUUGAUCUACAGUAGAUCAUAGGGAAAGAGCAAGCCAUGCUGGAAUGAAUGGCCUGUACCCUCACUCUCAAAUAUACUUAAUAAUGUCCUUAUGUUCUUCUUAUUUUCCUGUGGUAAUACUCAUUGGAGCUCCAUAAAGAAAAUGUCAAUCAAGCAUUUCAACCAGGUUGGUAGCCUGGGGUAGCCUGUAGCCUAGUCGCUAAGGCACAUGACUGGAAACUGGAAGGUUGGUGGUCAAAGCCCUGGUGUAGCCACCUUAACCCCACAUUUCUUAGCUUGUCUAAUCAACUGUAAGUCGCUUUGGAUACAAGUGUCAGAUAAAUAACUGUAACGUGAUGUAAUGGGUUGGAGGGGGGACUGGAUUUAGCACGCUGGGAUAUGUCAUCACCCUACAUCAUCAUUGUUCUGAAUAAUUUUUGUGAGUCUCUACUAUCUCUAGUAUUUGCACAUCAGAACCACCAUCAGACUCAAGUGAAAAAAAUAUGAUACAGGAAGGAUUAUGAUUUUAGAGUUUGCGUAUGAUUCUCCAUUAAUGGAUUUCAGCUAUUAAAAGAUGAUGAAUGGUUCUGACCUUGAGUUGACUGUGUUGUAGAUAGAUUACAACUAUUGACAAGGUUUGAGUAAACAUCACUGUAUCUUUGGUCUUUCAAUAAUUUAGUUAUUGCUCAGAGGUUAAGUGGACCCUGCAAGAAAUGAUAAGCGAAUGCAGAAUGGUUGUAUUUUGCCGAAUUCUUUAUGAAUAUAUAUUUAAAGUUGGUUUUCAUCUAUGAAAUAACAGUUUUGGACAGUUUUUAUUUUUGAAGAAUAUGAAUUGAUUUUGAAAAGAGUAAAAGAGUAGCCUUAUGUAUAGUGCAAGUAGUUUGGAGAAUAUUUGUGCCCAUUUGCCAGAUACUUGUAGAUGUCAAUUGUGGAAAUUCCAUGUAGAGGCUAAUGCUGAUUUUUACUGAUUUUCGUGUGAAAAUUCAGUUUUGGGGCCCACUAAAUGGGACUCAUGAAAAGGUGUUCAUGUAAGCAUCAUGCCUGGAAACUCCACUGCAGCAUCUAUUCAUUGCUGUAGUCCAGUAGUACCAUUAUUUUCAAUCAGGGAUAAACCCAUUCAACACACUUGUUCUAUACUUUUUGUUUCUAUAGUCAGUGCAAUUUAUUAAGUUUACAUUUUUGUAGUGAUUUCCUAGCUGGGCAAACUGUGACAAUAAAGCUAUGAUUCAUUAUUUUAAAAGAA